GGCAAUACUGUGAGGUUUUAUGGGUUUUAUGGGUCGUAAUAGUCGGCCAUAUCUUUGCCAUACAUUCAGCACAAGGUUUACAUUGGCUUUCAAUGUGUACUUCACAUACAGUAGGGGUUUGUUUGGUCUUUCAAUUGUGAGCAAACACUCAAUGCAUUCAUCCCUCGAAAUGGCAUCGAUUUGGGCCUAAAUUAAGGUCAUAAUUGGCAUCGAUUUGAAGACAUUUUCUAAUAAAUGCAUUCAAUGUCUGUAUUUGUCAUUGAAAUCAAGUCAUAAAACACACACACAUUGAAAAUGUAUUCAAAACUCAUGUCGUUUUCAACAUUUUGUCUUCACUUCAAUCACACAUUAAGUCCUUUCAGUUGAGAAUCACUAUCGAAACCCAUAUAAGCAUUCAUUUAGCGAAACAAGUAUUUAAUAAUUAAUUAAAUUAAUAUUUAAGUUAAGAAACGAUUAGAAAGUGUCACUAAAAGGGACAUUAAAACUGAGUGUUCAUUAAAAGCACAAAAUAUACCCCAAAAAUGUCUUCACAAACGCAAACUCAGAUCCACUCCCAGACGCGAUCACAAUCGAGAUGUCUUUCGCCGGUCUUUCAGUCACCGAAAGACGAAUCCAAUCGAAAGCAACUGAAGACCGAAAGAUAUUCCGAUUGCAAGACAAACGCCGACUCGAAGGACAAGAAGAAUGAGACCAAAGGUGAGGACACGGAUGAGGACGGGCCGGCUAAGCGUCUUAGGCCGCGUCGGAGUACCCCUAAAGCGGUGACCCCUUCGCCCGGCAAACGCUUCUCUCCGUUCACAGCAAUGAUGAAUAGACUGAAGACUCUGAACAACGGGUCGGAAGUGAAACGGAAACUCCUGUUCAACAAACAAAAGGUCUAUCCGUCGACUUUCAACUCGGAUGAGACGGUCCCCAACACUCGACUCAUACCUCCCCGCUCUCCCAGUUGUUCCGUCUGUGAAGACAUAUUUGUGUCGCCGUUUGUGCCCAAGAUAUCGACUAAAGAGCUCGAAGCGGACAAAACAUACGGCGCUUACUAUCUGUCGCUCAAAAUCAUUUGCAGAGAAGACAUUGAAGUGAAUGACCAAAAGUACAUGAAACUGAUCGCUACCGACGCCAACAUCGAUGAUGUCUGUCAGCCCUCCACCUCUAAGUCUAAUGGAACCGUUGUCUGUGAGCCAAAGAUAGCGAUCUAUUUGUACGAUCCGUACGUUAACUGUAGAGCAGAGAACAACAAAGUCAUAAAUAUUGUUAAGUUUAAGACCCAAUCAAAAGUCGGUGACAUAGAGGCCAUCGGCGGUGACUUUUCGUUCGCUAUUGUCGUCCAAUCGCAAGUGGAGGACAAAUGGGUUCCCUUUGUAUCGAUAACCAACACAUGGAAGGCACCGGAAGAUCCCAAAGAACUGAAUAAGACUCUGUUUCAGGGACCCACUGAAUCCAUACGUAAACCAGAGUUGUUCUCAUCGAACACCACUAAGAAGUGACCACUUUUUAUCUGUACAGUAGCUCUCAUUAUCUGUUUUUUGAUCUCAUCUUUAAUUUUUCACGAAACAAAUGAAACAAACAGAUUGUAUACAUUUUCUAUAAGAUAUUCAUAUCUUUUGUUUAUAUUAUAUAUUAAAAGUGCAUAUAUAUCUAGAUUUAGUCCAAUUUCACGACCAUUUUCUUCACCUGUUU
This is a messenger RNA of Oppiella nova, 1677 nucleotides long. The record is from the annotation of a GenBank genome assembly. NCBI's taxonomy places the organism in Eukaryota, Metazoa, Arthropoda, Arachnida, Sarcoptiformes, Oppiidae.